CCUGUCACAGGCAGGAGGCACAAGAAGCUCAACCUCACCAGGAUCCACAGCAGGAAGGGAGAGCCAAAGGAUGAAGCUUUUCGUGGGCGUCCUAUUGUGCUCCCUGGUCCUGGGCGUCAGCAGCCAGGGAUGGUUCACAUUCCUCAAGGAGGCUGGGCAAGGGGCUAAAGACAUGUGGAGAGCCUACUCUGACAUGAGAGAAGCCAAUUACAAAGAUUCAGACAAAUACUUCCACGCCCGGGGGAACUAUGAUGCCGCACAGAGGGGACCUGGGGGCGCUUGGGCGGCAAAAGUGAUCAGCGACGCCAGAGAGAAUACGCAGAGGUUCACAGACUUUUUAAGGCAUGGAAACAGCGGCCACGGAGCAGAGGACUCGAAGGCUGACCAGGCUGCCAAUGAAUGGGGCCGGAGCGGCAAAGACCCCAACCACUUCCGACCUGCUGGCCUGCCUUACAAGUAUUGAGCCUCCUCUUUGGCUGCACUCAGCACAGGGACUGGGAGGCCCCUGAGGGCAGGAAUAGUUGCUGAGUUUGAAUUACUGAAUUCUCUAUUCCCUCUUAUAUGAUACUUUAUUAAAAGCACGUAAAAGCAUUAAUAAAUUCUUGUGAAAUCCAUUUUGUCAUUGCAGUAAAAGUAUAUGUCUAUCAUAGGGACCAUACAAUAUAGACUAUAUAUGGACCAUACAGGUCAGGCCCUGGAUAGAGAGAUCUAAACCCUUGUUCUCAACAGGAUAGUGCUACCACCACCCCCUCCUCACCCUAGCUCUCAGGUAUAUCUGGGGAUUCUUUUGCUUGACAUGUGAUUGGAAGGCAUUUGGUGGCUGGGCCAGAGGUAUAGGCAGUUUAGGAUGUAUAGAACAGUGCUGCAAACUGGGAGUCAUCCUGAAUCUUGCUUGACUUUUGUAGUGUUCUAUCAGACGUAUGUAGACAGAAUCACAUUUACUGUGUAGCUGAUGAAGCUUCAGUUUCAAGAGCUCUUCACUUAUACAGAACCAUUCCAAGACCCUCGGAGGGGCCCUUGGAAGGGAUUCAUAUGGUCACUUAUCUUUGUAAAACCUGCAGAAGUAAAAUCUUUUAGCUAGAGCGGUUAAUGCGUCUGUGCUCCUGGCAGGAUUCCACCAUCACUUUUCUGCUUGUGUUGAGUGGCACUGUGAUGGGCUCAGGCAUUUUGGGGAUCUGACUGAGGAGAAGUUGAAUUGGGAAUAGAAUUGGUUUGCAUUUAGUGAGACAGAUUUAUGUGGUUUUUUAAAAA
Messenger RNA from Hyaena hyaena (striped hyena), 1251 nucleotides. Its product is annotated as serum amyloid A protein-like. Gene Ontology annotation, cellular component: extracellular region. The transcript has 4 exons. The coding region runs from base 71 to 463 and encodes 130 amino acids. Lineage: Eukaryota; Metazoa; Chordata; Mammalia; Carnivora; Hyaenidae. The record is from RefSeq and is a predicted model, not a curated record.